This is a messenger RNA of Chrysoperla carnea, 2191 nucleotides long. RefSeq names its product dual oxidase maturation factor 1-like. Gene Ontology annotation, cellular component: endoplasmic reticulum membrane. The record is from RefSeq and is a predicted model, not a curated record. The transcript is spliced from 9 exons. Lineage: Eukaryota; Metazoa; Arthropoda; Insecta; Neuroptera; Chrysopidae. The coding region runs from base 183 to 1466 and encodes 427 amino acids. Gene Ontology annotation, biological process: protein transport.
UGUCAUUGUUUUGUCGAAGUGUUGAAAAGUAUUUUUCUAUUUUUUCCGGUGAAAAUUAAGUUUGUUUUUUUUGUGGUGUUUGAAUAAAAGUGAUAUUAAAUGUGUUAGUGCUGGCAGGGAAAUUAUUGGUGGAUUAGAAAAAGAAAAUAUCUACGAAAGUGUAGUGAUACGGAGGGUAGAACAUGAAAGGGUGGUUUGAUGCCUUCCGGGAGGAUGGUGGUCCUACGCUAUACACAUUCAAUAAUCGUACUCCUGUCACGGGUGAUGUUACUACAAUCACAUUACUAGUCGUAUUUUGUACACUGUUAAUUGCGUUCCUCGUCAUAUUUCCUGGUAUUCGAAAAGAGAGAUUUACAACUUUUAUAUCGGUCGUUUUAAGUCUUUUCUGUGGCUGCGUUAUACUAGUGACACAGCAUGGUUCAUCGUGGCAUAUUGCUCAUACAACAAUGACAAGCACAUAUAGUGCAUUCUCACGUGAUAAAUUAUAUGCAGCAAUUGGUACAUAUGUUGGAUUAAAUCAUGUUAAUAUUACAUUAAAAGCAAUGCCAUCAAGUAAUUUAACAUCAUGGAGUGAUAUCGAUUUUAAUGAACGUUUUUUAUGGUCUGGUGCACAUCAAAUGGGUGAUUGUUAUCGUAAAGGAUUAGAACGUGGCUUACCAUUUCCAAUUUUAACUGUAGCUGAAUAUUUUAGUAUUGGACAAGAGGGUUUUGCAUGGGGACGACAAUAUCGUGCAGCUGGAUACUACACGUCAAUACUAUUAUGGACAUCAUUCACAGCAUGGCUAUUAAUGAAUUUAUUACUGAUUGUGGUGCCACGAUAUGGUGCCUAUAUGAUGGUUUUUACCGGUAUCUUAUUGCUGUGCACAGAUAUUGUUUAUAUACGUUUAAUACCAGAGAAUCCAUUGAUUAUCCGAUUUGAAGGUGGUGCAUUAGAAUUUAAAUUAGGAUGGUGUUUUUGGAUUGUACUAUGCGCAGGUUGCAUAUGUAUUUUUGAAGGGAUGAUUAUAUCUGCCGUAGAUUUAAUUUAUCCGAAUAGAUUUUCAACAAUUUUAGAAGUGGAUUACGAUACACCAUACGAUCGACAUAUUAUCAUUGAGGAGAGUCAUGAUAAACGUUAUAAGAAGAAAACGAGUAAUGCAAAAUUAGAGGAUCCACCUGGAGCAGGUUUUGGUUCCAGAAUAUUAAGGCGUUUAUCGUCGAAAACAAAAGAAGAAAAAUUAGCAGAACGACAUGGUUUAGAUAAUCAAGCAUUUGAAUUAGAUCCGCCAAAAUCACCAUGGCGAUAUCCAAUGCGACGGAUACAAGCAACAAAUAAUCGCCAUCAAAUGAUUCGAAUGGAUAGUCGUGAUUCAGCGAGUAGCUUAGCAAGUAGCAUGGGUUUAUCAUUUUUAAAUAGAGAGCGAGAAACUUUACCUCCAAUACCAGUUCAUAAAGAAUUGACUCGAACAUUAGGAAUUCAAACAUAAUGGAGUGCCUUAGAAUCAUUACAAUUUUGGACUGGAAAACAAAAAACUUUCGCAACUAUAAUACAAAAUUAUUUGAUUUCUUCAGUUCAACUAGUGAAUUUUUUUUAUUAUAAAUUAAAUAAUUUUUAGUUAACUUAAGAAGAGAAACCAUACUUAAAUUUACUCAAAAUAAAAAAAAUGAACAUUGAAUAAAAAUCAAACGAACAAAAAGAUUUUUCUGUAUUGUGGUAGAAUCUUGCCAAAUUAGUAUAGUUUAUUAUCUUCAAUUCUUAGGGCCGAAUACGGCCAUUACAAAACACAUCACAUCACAUGAUUUAUAUUUAAAAAUGUGCCUUAAUAUUUUAAAAUAACUUUUUAACAUUUUGUCCAAGUGCGUUUAUUUUUUAAUAUUUCACAGUAAUUUUGACCUUUCUAUAAAUUUUCUUAUUUUUGAAAGCCUUAUCAACUAGAUUUCUUCAAAUAAUUUGUUUAAAGAAAUAAUAAAUUUCUACAAACGAUUAAAAAAUAGCGCCAGUUGAUGACGUAUGAAUCAUUCAUUGCGUGAUAAACUGCCGCACACAUACAAGACACAUAAAUUCAAUCAUUUUCAAAUAUCAACUUCUUUCAAGAAACUUAUUUUUCAAGAAUAGGUCAAUUUAAUUAAAUCAUUUAGAUUCUUUGAAAAAACGCCAUAUACUCCAAUCAUCUUAGGGGUUCACCUCGGAAUCUAACGUAAUAAGCUGAAU